AACAACAGCAGGCACCCAAGAAGGCUGCAGAGUGGAGACCACUGGAAAGAUGAUUUGGAGAAUGAAAGAAGGGACAUUCACAAACACCCCUGGGUCACCUUUAAAGGAAGGCCAAAUGUCUGAGUUCUUUGAAGGUUCUAGCACCAUUCCUACCAACUGCACCCCAGGAGCCCACAACUCUACUAUGAAUGAGACCUUAAUGGUUUUCCAUGGCUUGCAGCUGGUGCAACAGUUGAAGUUGCUGAUCAUCCUGAUGUAUGCGGGUGUGGUAAUUAUCGGGAUGGGAGGUAACUGCCUUCUGGUUCAUGUCAUCCUACAUGUAAAGAAGAUGCACAAUGUCACCAACUUCCUCAUUGGGAACCUAGCCCUUUCUGAUGUGGCCAUGUGCACCACCUGCAUCCCACUCACUCUCGCCUAUGUUUUUGAGCCACGUGGCUGGAUUUUUGGCAGCACAAUGUGUUACUUUGUCUACUUCUUGCAGCCUGUGACAGUCUAUGUCUCCAUCUUCACCUUAGCCACCAGUGUGGAUCGGUACAUUGUCAUUAUGCACCCACUGCGACGCCGCAUCUCUCUGCAACUCAGUGCCUACAUGGUCCUCUUCAUCUGGAUUCUCUCCUGCUGCUUGGCAUUGCCAGCCAUGGCCCACACCUAUUACGUGGAACUGAAUCAACAGGGUGUCACCUUGUGUGAGGAAUUUUGGGGGCAGCAAGAGCACCAGAGACAAACCUAUGCCUUGUGUCUGUUGCUGAUCACCUACCUCUUCCUUUUGCUGGCCAUCCUGAUAUCAUAUAUCAAGAUCUCUCUCAAACUAAAGAACAGGGUCAUGCCAGGGAGUGUUACUCAGAACCAGGUAGACUGGGACAGAGCCAAGCGGAAGAGGACAUUCUGCCUGUUGGUCAUGGUUGUGGUGGUGUUUGGGGUGUGCUGGCUUCCCCUUCACACUUUCAAUCUCAUUCGGGACAUUAACAUUAAUGCAAUUGAUUCUUAUUAUUUCAGCCUCAUCCAGCUGGUUUGCCAUUGGUUUACUAUGAGUUCAGCAUGCUACAACCCCUUCAUAUAUGCCUGGCUUCAUGAUAGCUUUAGGGAAGAGCUUAAAAAAUUACUUGUUUGGCAUAGAAAAGUAGUUCCUUCUGGCCAAAGUCUGACUGUAAGUGUUGUUAUCUGAUUGCCUUUCCCACAUCUGGUCUUGCAGUAGUCAUGGGUCCACCCUGA
Molecule: messenger RNA, 1212 nt
Organism: Rhineura floridana
Lineage: Eukaryota; Metazoa; Chordata; Lepidosauria; Squamata; Rhineuridae
Gene: PRLHR
Product: prolactin releasing hormone receptor
Biological process (GO): G protein-coupled receptor signaling pathway
Cellular component (GO): plasma membrane; neuron projection
Molecular function (GO): neuropeptide binding; neuropeptide Y receptor activity
Source: RefSeq, a predicted model, not a curated record